This is a messenger RNA of Telopea speciosissima, 2007 nucleotides long. Its product is annotated as polyvinylalcohol dehydrogenase-like. The transcript is spliced from 7 exons. The coding region runs from base 1 to 2007 and encodes 668 amino acids. NCBI's taxonomy places the organism in Eukaryota, Viridiplantae, Streptophyta, Magnoliopsida, Proteales, Proteaceae. Gene Ontology annotation, biological process: response to wounding. The record is from RefSeq and is a predicted model, not a curated record. Gene Ontology annotation, molecular function: serine-type endopeptidase inhibitor activity.
AUGGACUACCCUCCCUGUAAACCUUGCAACUGUGUUGGAAAGGGUUGUGCCAAUGCUUUUCCACCAGGAACCAGAGUUAUAUGGCCGGAGCUGCAAGGUGCAAAAGGAAAAAAAGCGAUGGAGAUAAUCAAGAAGGAAAACAAAUAUGUGACACCUUUGCUUCUCGGGCAAGGCUCAGUACAUGUUACUGAUGUUUGCUGCAACCGUGUCUUUGUAAUUGUUGAUUCUGAAGGCCCCAAUCCCGAAGCCCAUGUUCGUGGCUACGCAUUGAGGAGUAAGGACUUUGAAUCUGAAGGAUCUGAUGGUACGAUUGCAGGAAUCCUGAAGAAUGACAAAAAAUUUAAGUCAAACAAGUACUUCUACGUUAUAAUACGAGGGACACUAGCCGCUCCUUCCCAUUGUGAGUUGCUAGCUAGGUCAUCAUCAAUGGGGCUUCUUCUUGUCUUAGUGGUUCUUCUUCUCUCUUCACUACUACUACUACUAUGCCUACCUCGUACAGCCAAUUCAGCUUCAGAUUGGCUAAACCAUGGCAAAGAUAUAUAUAACAGCAGAUAUGCUUCGGAAGAGUUUAAGAUAAGCCCAGGAAGUGUUAAGAAAAUGGAGUUGAAAUGGGAGUUUUUUGCAAAAAGUAUAACAGCAACACCUUCUAUCUUUAGUGGGACACUCUAUUUCCCAAGUUGGAAUGGGAGUAUAUAUGCGAUUAAGGAGUGUGAUGGAUCUGUGGUGUGGGAGAGGAACGUGAGUGAUCUCACUGGGCUUAACGCAACAGGUUUUGUUGGUGGGGUACUGAACGUGUCGUUAGCAAGAGCUACACCAACAGUCGCCGGAGACCUUCUCAUCAUCGGAAUUUAUGGUCCUGCUGUUGUUAUUGCGGUUGAACGAGCUACCGGUGAUUUGGUCUGGUCAACUAUGCUUGAUACCCAUCCCCGAGCUGUUAUUACCAUGUCUGGUACUGCAUUCAAUGGAGCUUUCUAUGUGGGAACAUCUUCAUUAGAAGAAAGCUUAAAUAGCAGCCAAUGCUGCACUUUCCGGGGUAGCCUGUCCAAAUUAGACAUCCAAACGGGAACAAUAUUAUGGCAAACUUAUACUCUUCCAGACAAUGGUGGUCAAUUGGGAGGCUAUGCAGGAGGUUCAAUAUGGGGAAGCAGUCCUUCCAUUGAUGUAAUCAGAAACCAUGUUUAUAUUGCAACCGGAAAUCUCUACUCUGCUCCACAAUAUGUAAAGGAUUGCCAAGCGAAAGAGAAUAACCAAACAACCCCAACUCAACCAGAUAAGUGCAUUGAGCCAGGUAACCAUGAAAAUUCCUUCUUGGCCUUUGAUAUGGAUACAGGUAACAUCACUUGGUAUAGGCAACUGGGUGGGUAUGACAUUUGGUUUAUUGCUUGCAACAAUCUUUCAACACCAAACUGCCCUCCUGGUCCAAACCCUGAUGCUGAUUUUGGUGAGGCACCCAUGAUGCUCACCAUAUUUGUCAAUGAAACUAGACAAGAUAUUCUAGUUGCUGUGCAGAAAAGUGGUUAUGCUUGGGCUUUGGACCGUGAUACUGGUGACAUCAUCUGGGCCACUUUUGCUGGACCUGGCAGCUUUCUUGGAGGAGGAAUAUGGGGAGCUGCAACAGAUGGUUUGAGGGUUUACACAAACAUUGAGAAUGGUGGUCAAAAGAAUUUCACCCUUACACCAUCUAAAGAAAACACAACAGCAGGUGGGUGGGUGGCAAUGGAUGCUUCCACUGGCAAAGUGAUAUGGUCGAUAGCAAACCCAAGCAAUGCUACCUCUUAUGGACCUGUUACUGUGGCUAAUGGGGUUUUGUUUGCUGGGUCUACAAAUUCAAAAGGGACUAUAUAUGCAAUGAGUACUGAGAAAGGGGAAAUAUUAUGGUCAUAUGACACUGGUGUCUCUGUAUAUAGCGGCAUUUCAGUAAGUAAUGGAUGCAUCUAUGUUGGAAAUGGAUACAGACUGCGUGGAGCUAACACCUCACUCCUUGCCUUCUGUGUCAUUGAUUUAUGA